Populus trichocarpa (black cottonwood) is the source of this 1389-nucleotide messenger RNA. RefSeq names its product putative glucose-6-phosphate 1-epimerase. Lineage: Eukaryota; Viridiplantae; Streptophyta; Magnoliopsida; Malpighiales; Salicaceae. The coding region runs from base 202 to 1134 and encodes 310 amino acids. The record is from RefSeq and is a predicted model, not a curated record. The transcript has 10 exons. Gene Ontology annotation, biological process: carbohydrate metabolic process. Gene Ontology annotation, molecular function: isomerase activity; carbohydrate binding.
AAUGUAGAAGAAGAGCACAGAUGACGGCAUAAACGAUCACAUGACGCAUGCUGAUAAUUGCUGAGCCAAACAUAACUCAUUCGACAGUUGAAGAGACAGCCAGUCACUGACACUGUUCUGUUUCCCACCUGUGUGGCUCAAAGUUUCAAGUGGUAGCACUGCAUUGCAUCACAGUUUUAACUGGUUAAGAAAAAAGAAACAAUGGCGAUGGUCUCUAUGUCAUUUUCUCUUCCUAACCUUAACCUACGCCGAGUCAACCGAUACUCUGGAAUGGCAUUUGCAAGUGUAAAUAAAGAAACUAGUACAACUGUAGGUGUGAGAGUCACAGAAGGUGAAGGUAACUUGCCCAAGGUUGUCCUCACUUCUCCUCAUGGUAGUGAGGCAGAGAUAUAUCUAUUUGGAGGUUGCCUUACAUCUUGGAAAGUUCCCAAUGGAAAAGACCUCCUUUUUGUUAGGCCGGAUGCUGUGUUUAACAAGAAAAAACCAAUCAGUGGAGGUGUGCCACAUUGUUUCCCACAGUUUGGCCCCGGUGCUAUUCAGCAGCAUGGAUUUGCUAGGAAUUUGGAUUGGUCAGUUGUUGAUUCUGAUAAUGCCGAUGGCAAUCCGGUGGUAACCCUUUUGCUCAAGGAUGGUCCUUAUAGUCGUUCCAUGUGGGACUUCGGUUUUCAAGCUCUAUACAAGGUCAUUCUAAAUUCAAAGAGCAUUUCCACAGAACUGACAAUCACAAAUACCGAUAACAAGCCAUUUUCAUUCACUAGUGCUUUGCACACAUACUUCAGUGCAUCUGUAACAGGAGCAUCUGUGAAAGGUUUGAAAGGUUGCAAAACCCUGGACAAAGAGCUGGAUCCUACCAAUCCAGUGGAGGGCAAGGAAGAAAGGGAUGUGGUGAUUUUCCCUGGAUUUGUAGACCGAGUUUAUCUUGAUGCUCCAAGUGAGUUGCAGCUAGAUAAUGGCUUGGGCGAUGUAAUAACUAUCAAGAAUACAAAUUGGUCAGAUACUGUUUUGUGGAACCCGCAUCUGCAGAUGGAAGCAUGCUACAAAGAUUUUGUUUGUGUUGAAAAUGCACAGAUUGGAAAUGUCCAGCUAGAGCCUCAGCAGUCCUGGACAGCUAAGCAGCAUCUUAGCAUUGACUGAAGGAUAGCUGCCUUUUGUUUUCAGCUUUUGUAGAAUAAUACCAUCGUCCUACUUUUUUUUCAUUUGAUUCCUGUUUCCAGUUUUGCCAAACUUUCCAUUAUAAAGCAAUAACGGUGUUUAAUUUUCUUCGCAAUGUCAUUUAUAAGGUUAUGUAAAUGAAAGGCCUAAACGCAGCGGCUGUUGUAGUCAUUGUCCCUCACUCUUUCCUUAUCAGUAAUACAUACAUCAAUGAAGGGCGUUAGCAUUUUGUUGAAA